CAGGCUCCCUCCGUAGCCCCGCCCCGGCUCCGCCCCCCGCCGGCUCCCCCAUUCGCCCGCCAUGGUGAACCUGGGCCUGUCCCGUGUGGAUGACGCCGUGGCCGCCAGGCACCCGGGGCUCCGGGAGUACGCCGCGUGCCAGUCCCACGCCUUCGUGAAGGGCGUGCUCACCUUGCUCGCAGGCGCGGGUGCCGCCUUCGGCCUGCUGACGGCCCUCCGGCGCAGGCGCCCCUACCCCUGGCAGUGGAGCCUGCUGGCGGCCGCAGUUGUUGGUUCUGUGGCAAGUUAUGGGGUGACAAGAGUGGAGACCCAGAAAUGCAGCAACCUCUGGCUUUUCCUGGAGACAGGGCAGCUCCCCAAAGACAAGAGCCCAGAUGGCCGCAGCUAGGCGCACUCCAGCUGAGAUGUGGAGGAUCUGGGACAGAGGCAGCCCUGAAACACAGCCCUCUGCACCUCCAAUUCCAGACCUUGCCCCCACCUGCACAGAUGUGCGGCCAGAUCUGACACACCUGAGACCUGCCAAGGAGUCGGCUCAGAAAAGGUUGGGGUGGUGAGCUCUACUCCAAGAUGACAAGAAACAGGGUCAGCACCGUGAGCCAAGGGCCCUGCAGCAGCCUGCAGGUGGAGGAGACUCCUGCACUGUCCCAGGAGCUCAGGGUCACCUUUCAGCCCCCUAAACCUCCGAGACUCAAGGGGACAUUGGGUACUGGGGAUGUGAGGUGAAUAAAUGACAUCCUUUCUUCUGA
Dipodomys spectabilis (banner-tailed kangaroo rat) is the source of this 746-nucleotide messenger RNA. RefSeq names its product transmembrane protein 141 (gene Tmem141). The record is from RefSeq and is a predicted model, not a curated record. The coding region runs from base 62 to 388 and encodes 108 amino acids. The transcript has 5 exons. NCBI's taxonomy places the organism in Eukaryota, Metazoa, Chordata, Mammalia, Rodentia, Heteromyidae.